Messenger RNA from Lytechinus variegatus (green sea urchin), 4240 nucleotides. Its product is annotated as midasin-like. Lineage: Eukaryota; Metazoa; Echinodermata; Echinoidea; Temnopleuroida; Toxopneustidae. The record is from RefSeq and is a predicted model, not a curated record. The transcript has 15 exons. Gene Ontology annotation, molecular function: protein binding. The coding region runs from base 318 to 3221 and encodes 967 amino acids.
ACCUUCCCACAAGAAGGUGACACAUGACAGACUAGACCAGGAUAUGAUGCACAGGCCUGAGGCAAAUCAAAGCGUAAAGCUUAAGCUGGUGUUUAUGGCAUUAGCCUGUGAUGAUUGGCUCAAGGGCAUCGUAGAGAGGGACAGGUACAUGUACUAAUUCGAGAGAGUUCAUUUGCAGUAUUAGGAUUCAAGGCUUUGGUAGUCUUAUUUUUGUUAGAUUGGAAGGAUGGUUGCAUUUGAGUGAGAAUCCACCUGGAAUAGCAAUUUGAAAGGAAUAGUAUCGGCUUUGUUCUCAGGUGUAUCCUUUGUUCUUCAACAUGGGAAAAGCCAGACGGGGUGAUAUUCCUAGGGUGGAUGAGGAAAACUUAGCUGGUUUACUUCACAAUAGAAUGGAAGCAACCUUGUUGUCGGAUCAGUUGACCAAACAACUGACUGAUCUUGUUGAUAACUUUACCCUCCUUGAUAUACUGAGUAAGGAAGAACAAGAAGACGUUCUCAACCAAAAGAUUGAUGACAUCAAGAAGAAAAAUGAAGAGAGAGCUCGACGUCACCAGGAAAUAGAGGCAGACAAGAAACUAGCCAGUAGUACUGGAUCUACUGUCACUAGUCCACCUUUGAGUACCUGUUCCUCAACAUCUUCAACAUCAUCAUUAUCUCAUCAAUCGCCAACCCAGACCAACACCAAUAGAAGUGCUAACUCAUCUCCAUCACCAGCUUCUCAACAAAGAUUGCAGGGGAGAUCUCUCUCACAUCAGAAUUCAUCAGGUCCUAAGCAGCAGGGUCAAAGGAGUGAUACUGCUUCACCUUUGACUUUUACCAACCAGUCAACAUCACCUCCUGACAUAGCAGCAAGGCAGCAGCAGCUUCUUGAACAAAGGAGCAACUCAUCUUCACCAUUCUCAGAAGCAGGCAGCAUAGGAGAAAAGAUGGCUGAACCCAAACGCACUGUAUCCAAUCCAUCUGCAUCAGGUAGGGAUCAGCCUAACUAUGAAUUCAUCAACAUUGAGCUUCAGAAUACUGGGCGUGGUCUAGGUUUUGGUCUGGUAGGAUCACAUGGUAUUGGAGUGGUUGUAAAGACCAUUGUACCUGGAGGAGCAGCAGAACAGGACGGUCGACUUGACAGUGGUGAUAUUGUAUCUCAGAUCAAUGAUAUCAAUUUAGAAGGAAAGACACGGGAUGAGGUCUAUAACAUUCUCAAAACCACCACAGGGAUGGUACGCCUUAAAGUCAAAAGAAAUUUAGCAAAGUCCGGCAAAGUUCAGAUGAAGAGAGAUGCCCAACAAGCAAGAAAAGAUAAAAGACCAACUUUGAUAGUUACGUUUCCCAAUGAUUGCUCUUUGGGUGUGGAGAGCCCUCGUCACAAGGGAUCAGGAGGACCAAUGGGAGAGCAAGGACAAGGUGGGCGUGGCAGAGGAAGAGGUCGAGGUAGAGGAAGAGGAAGAGGUGGAGGCAAUGAUGGAAGGAGUGUCAGAACAGCAUGGGACGAUAAAUCACAGGACUACUCAUCAAAAAGAAAAGAAAACUAUGACAGAGUUGAGGCUGAGAUACAGGCCAUGAGGGAGGAAUAUGAAAGAGAGAAAGCAGCAGGGAAUGAAGAUGCUAGUCAGCUCCAACACCCACGGUCAUCACAAGGCUUUCUAGAUGAUCCUCAACGCUUUGGACCUGUACCACACCAUGACCAACAUGAUAAUAACAAAAGGAAUCCAAGGAACUGGGGAGGACCUACUAUGGAUGAUGUCAGAUCUAAUAUGACAAGAAGUAGAGGCAGGCCUCCUAGGAGACAGCAGUAUGGUCCGCCCAGAAGCAAGAUGGAAAUGUCAAUGGCUAUGACCGGCAAGGAAAGGAGGGAUUAUGAAGUAUGGAGGAAAGAGAGAGAUGAAGUAGAACAGCAAAGGAUGUCAAGACAGAAAGAAUCAUCUGGUGAAUGGAGGAGAGAGUGGGAUAGAGAGAAGAUACCUGGGGAUUCAUGGGAUGAUCAUAGAGGAGGUCAUCGACAAGGAAGAGGUUAUUAUAGAGGUGGCCCGCCGAGAGGAUAUAGGGGUCGUGGCAGGGGUCAUGGCAGGGGCAGAGGUCGUGACUUCAAUAACCCCAAUGACAAAAGAUUACAGGAUUCGCAACCACAGGGAUCACAGUCAUCACAGACAUCACAGGCUCAAUGUAAAGAAGAGAAGAGGGUAGAUCCGCUGUCUGGGCCAAUAGGACAGUGGCAAGCCCCAGCUGUGGUGGAUAACUGGGAAAUGGAAAUUUCUCCCAAAAGUAAAACAGAGAGCUGGCUGGCAUCAACAGAUUCGGACAAGCCAAGUGAGGCCUUAGGUGUAGCCAUAGGACAGUGGGAGCCUCCUACUCCUACAAGCUCUGAUCAGGAUGAGCUCCCUGUAGAAAAUAAAGAUAUUCAGCCAGUUUUGACAGAGACCAGGCCACGGAAGAUGGCUGAUGGAGGUGUAGACCAGUGGCCUGCUUCAACAGGUCAGGUGUGGAAUGGCACAAGUUCUAAUACUGAUAAACCAUCUUCUAGGAAAGAGAAUGAACUGAGGUUGAGCCAUCUACCAGAGCCCUCUGGGUUCUCAAGCCCAACUUCACCAGGUAGUCUGUCAACGACAAGUCUUCCUACACCAACGCACAUAGACUGGGCAACAUGUGGAGCAGAUAGCGGUGAAGCUGAUUAUGGCAUGUGGAAGCCUCCUGAAGAAGAGUCAGCCUUUUCAUAUAAUUAUCACCCAUCAGAAGCAGAUUCAUGUCAGCAAAGCAAACCUUGUAAAGCUGACUCUUCCAUUCCACCAACAGCAGGAUCAGGCUCUGAGGCAGACGGACAAACAAAGCAAUCAGACAAUGGACCCCAAUUUGACUGUGAACCCUCGAAUACAAGUGAAAGUGAGCUCAUAGCUAAAAGCAGUUUAAAUGAUCUUUCUAACAUUCAGGUGAGCAACCCUGUGGCACCUUCACAGGAUGCGACUCAAGAUGAGUGUGAGGAUACAGAGGCUGAUCAGGCAGCAGAAAGUGGGUCUGGAGACGUGGAAGGUACAUCAGAAAGAACUCUUGCUCUAUCUGAGACUGAGACUCCGACCAAGGAUGCUCCAGAAAGUGAAUCAGCAGAAGGUGAUGAAUCUGAUCAAUGGACAGCCGAGAGUGCUGUAGCGGAUUCCCAUGAUGCACCUGAAGCUGAAACUGCAGAGGGUAACAAGUCUUCACCUACAACUGACUCUGGCACAAAGGAGGAAUAAGCAAUGACUCACUGAUGAGUCUGUAGUGUGCAUGUGAAAUUGUGAAUGAAAAGGAAAUUGUGUACUCCACAUGUUUUUGGUCUUCCAGAAAGAAUGAAAUGGAAACUUUGAUGUGUUAAAGCAUGACUUUUUUACCGGGAUGUUGCAUAUGAUUGAAACAUAGGCACCUGCAUGGUUUGCAUGAAUGCUUUUAAAACAAAACUAACAUAACUCCCUUAGCAAGUAAGCUACAUGUAAAAACUUUUUAGCCUGGAAAGCAAUGUGUGUAAAUAGAUGUGUGUCCUGGCAUAGCAUCAAGAUAAAGCAUUGUAGCAAUGAAGAUAUAGAAUGCAGGGAGUUAUGUUGCCAUAGCAGCUAGAACAAAAUGAGUAUCUGGAGUGCUGAAGGGAUUUAUCAUCUUAUUGUGACAAAGAUUGUCCACCAUUUCAAUGGAGAGCUAACAAACUUUGAGUACAUAUAUGCAUUUUUUUGAAUUUAUGUUGGUAUAAUUUCAUGCUACUUCGUUCCUGAAUGAAGUUUGGCAGAGACCUCGUAAUCACUUUUCCUGUUGGUCUAUUAGUCCAUUCGAAAAACUUUUAAGUUUUUGUUCAAAUAGCUCUCUUUUCUUUAUUUUUGCAUCAAUUAUGUUCAUACUUGGUACAUAUCAUCCUUGUGACCCUAUGAGAAUGAUUGGUUCAAAGGUCAUCUGGGGGUCCAAAGAUCAAAUGAUAGGUCAUGUUCAUCCUUUUUUAUGCCCCUGCAGACGAAGUCUGGAGGGGGCAUUAAGCCCCUGUCCAUUCGUCCCCCCCACUUGGUUUCCGCGUAAUAACUUGAAAAAUAUUUGAUGGAUUUUAAAAUUGUUGGUGUGUAGGUAGAUGACACCAAAAUACAGGUUAAAUUCAAAUUCAAAGCCCGCAGGUCAAAGGCCACAGCUCAUUAGAUAUGCGAGUGUUGUAGCUCAAUAAAUAUGUGAGUUGGUUUCCACAUGAUAACUUAUGAAAUAUUCAACAGAUUAAAAAAAAAAAUUGGGUGUGUAGGUA